CCGUUUCCUGUUCCGCCAGCGAGCGCCGGGGGCUAUAAGCGAGAGUCUCCCGCCGCACGCGCUGCGAGCAGCGACAGCGCGUCGCACGCUGACCCCCGAGCUCCAGGGCGCAUUGUGAAACAAAGAGAGACGAUUUCUUAAAUCCUUGUUUUCGCUCCCCCGUUUUGCGUCUCUCGAGUUUGCUUUGUCUCAAGACCGCGCAGAGUUUCUUGUUGCGAUGUCGUCCCACCGUGGGCUGGGCGUGCGACUGCUGCCGCCGCUGCUGCUGCUGCUGCUGGCGCUGCUGCUGCCGCUGGCGCCGAGUGCCCCCUUGGCCCCGGAGAGCGGCGGCGGCGGCGCGGACCCCCAGGACUACGGGCAGCCCGGAGAGCGCGACGCCGCCGGGGGGGCGGGCGACGGGGAAGACGACGCGCCCCUCGCCUCCUCCCUGCAGGAGAAGAGCGAGGAGAAAAUGCGCAACCUGAGGAUGGCCGUGAAAUACCUGAAGAACCUGGGCUACACGGAGACGCGGAACGACUCGAGCAGCAUGGUGCAGCUGCCCUCCUCCAUCCGCAAGAUGCAGCGCUUCUUCCGCCUGGCGGAGACGGGCGAGCUGGACGCCGCCACGGUGGCCGUCAUGAAGAAGCCGCGGUGCGGGGUGCCCGACGUGGCCGCCUACAACCUGUUCCCUCGCAAGGAGAAGUGGGACCAAGAGCAGCUCACCUACAGGAUCCUGAACUACACGCCCGACCUGGACACGCGCCUCGUGGACGACGCGUUCGCACGCGCGCUGGCGCUGUGGAGCGCCGUGACGCCGCUCACCUUCCAGCGGCUUUACGAUGGCGAGGCCGACAUCAUGAUCAUGUUCGGCCGCGGAGAGCACGGCGACGGCUACCCGUUUGACGGCAAGGACGGGCUGCUGGCACACGCCUUCCCUCCGCGCAGCGGCGAGGGGGGAGACUCGCACUUCGACGACGACGAGGAGUGGUCGCUCGGGGAGGGCAAAGUGAUCAAGACGCGCUUCGGGAACGCCGAGGGAGCCACGUGCCACUUCCCGUUCUUCUUCGAGGGCGUGGAGUACAACGGCUGCACCGCCAAGGGCCGCAAGGACGGGAUGCUGUGGUGCUCCACCACCGCCGACUACGACACCGACGCCAAGUAUGGCUUCUGCCCCUCUGAAAGCCUCAUGACGUUCGGCGGCAACGGCGGCGGCAAGCCGUGCAAGUUCCCCUUCGUGUUCCUGGGCGAGACGUACGACUCGUGCACCGCCACCGGGCGCAAGGACGGCUACCGCUGGUGCUCCACCACGGAGGACUACGACCGCGACAAGCUCUACGGCUUCUGCCCCUCUGACGCCAUGGCGACGUCGGGCGGCAAUGCGCAGGGCGCGUCGUGCGUCUUCCCCUUCGUGUUCCUGAGCGACUCGUACGACGCCUGCACGCAGAACGGCCGCAAGGACGGAAAGUCCUGGUGCGCCACCACCUCCAGCUUCGACGAGGACAAGAAGUGGGGCUUCUGUCCCGAUGCUGGCUACAGUCUCUACCUGGUGGCGGCGCACGAGUUUGGCCACGCGCUGGGCCUGGAGCACUCGCAAGAGGAGGAGGCUCUCAUGUUCCCCACCUACAAGUUCACGCGCGACAACCCGCUCACCCCUGAUGACAUCGCCGGCAUCCAGUACCUCUACGGCGAGGGGAAGGGCGGGAAGCCCUCCAAGCCCACCAAGGCCCCAGUUGCCCCACCGACUCAGGCUCCCGACACGGGGCCCAAGUACGAGGUGUGUAAGGACGUCAAGGUGAAAUUCGACGCCAUCGCCCAGAUCAACGGGCAGGUCUACUUCUUCAAGAACAAGAUGCACGUGCGCGUGGCGCAGCCAGGCUCGCGGGCGGGCCGUCCCCGCUGGAACGCCGACGUGUGGGAGGGCCUCCCCGAGAGGGUUGAGGCUGCGUACGCCGAACCCAGCAGCAACCACACCGUGUUCUUCUCCGGCACCAAGUAUUGGGCGUACGCGGGCGGCAAGCUGCUGCCGGGCUACCCCAAGAGCUUGACGCGACUGGGCCUGCCCGCGGAGCUGACGGGCCUGGAUGCGGCGUUCUACUGGUCCCACAACAAGAAGACGUACCUCUUCGCUGGGGACAAGUACUGGAGAUACAACGAGCACAAGAAGAAGAUGGAUGCCGACUACCCCAAGCUGAUCGGCGACUACUGGAACGGCGUGCCGGACAGCGUCGACGCCACCUUGGCACACGGCGGUGCCGUCUACUUCUUCAAGGACUUCUACUACCAGAAGUACAUGGACCGCAACCUGAGGCUGAGCAAGGUCGGGGUCUGCCUCAAGGACUGGCUGGGAUGUUGAUGAGCCCAGCGAGAGGCGGGUCCUUUCCGCCGGCUCUCGUGCCCUUGCAGCGCUGCGGGGGCCCCUUCCGUGGGUGCCUCUGUGGGUCCUUGUGACGUCUAUGGGGUCCUUGUGACAUCUGUGGGGGUCCGUGUGACAUCUGCACGCCGCUUGACUACCACCCUCCCGACUGCUCUGCGUGCGUGUCAGGUGCUGCCUGCGCUACCACUGACAGCCGUGCCUCAUUGUCGAGAGGCUCUUAUGCGCCCCUCUUCCGGGACACUGCUGUGUUGUACAAUACAAUAUGAGAUAAAAGCUAAACUAUUUUUUUUAAUUUUACCAAGGAAGCCCCACUGAGCUAUGUAGCUCUUUUUUUCCCCGAAGUGUCCUGGCCACCAAUGACAAAUACUCUAAAUGUGUGGUGAUGUUGAUUCUAAAUGUGGGGGGAAAACCGGAGAAUCCGGAGACAAAUCCACACCACCACGGGGAGAGAGCGAGAGAGACCUGCAAACUCCAAAUAUACAGCAGGCGUCAAGGGUGGGAAUCGAACCCACGAGCCUCCUGCAUGCCAGGCGAGGUAUUUAACAUCUAGGAAAGCCUCACUUGAGUUUCAAGGACUCGUUUACCAGCCGGGUUCCUGCCGAGUCUCGCCGUAGGGGCCAAUGUUGUCGCGUGGUUUUUUCUUUCCCCAAAGCGUGCGGCCUCUUUCAAACCCGCGACGCCGCGUCCUCGCGGACCGACGAUGUCGUUACCACGCGCAUCGCGUCGCGGUGGACGAUCGACGCCCCCCGUGACGUGAGCGGCGCGUAAGUGUUUAAUGAGGUUUACACGCCCGCAGGAUUAACCGGCUUUCUAAAGAAAGGACUUUCAAUCUGGAUGAUUUAAACGUGCAUGACUCCCAGUGGCUUCCUUAUAUCAGAAGAGCGUUCCAGACGGCCGCAUCGUCAGAAUCACCACCAUCAUCAACGCCAACAUCCCCCACUUCCUCAUGCAGGUACCUCCUCAACAUGACCAUCAACAUGACCACCGCCAUCACCACCAUCAUGUAUGUAUGUUGAACUUCUAUCGCACCGUACGUAGCCAACCGCGCUAAUCGGAGCUGCGCGGGGGAAGGACAACAAACACUAAACACACUUAAAACGAUGGUGGCGGGCACGAACCGCAAACCUCCGCAACAAGUCGGUGGAACCGCGCCUCCACCGCUCGGGCGGGAAGUCACAGGGGAGGGGGCAGAACGUGGGGACCUGCACCUGGCACCCGGCGCUCCUCUCUCGCUGCUGUGAAGCAAUGCCCUCCGCAGUGCCAACUGAAGCAAGGCCCCCCAACCCACUCUCGUUAAUUCUCGCAGCCCGCAUGCUGCUGCUGCUGCUUGCACUCGCCCGCGAUGCCUUGGCCUGCUUCGAGCCUCGCUCACCCCCCCUGCUCCUCCUCGUCACCCCUCUCAUUAUCCCUGUCAGCAUCCUCAUCGCCGUCACCAAGCACUCGACCACCCACCACCAACAACAAGAACACAUCUCUCCCGAUGGCCUUGUCAUUGUUGUGGAAUAUGGUCAAACAACCCCCGUGGGGAGAGCCUCAUACUGCACCUGCCAUUAGCAUGCUUGGCUACGUACGGUGUGAAAGAAGUUCAACACACACGCCUACAUCAACGCAACGACUGACGUACAGAACAUCGUCGACUUGUUAGGGCGACUGCUGUUGGCGAGCGCCUAUUAAGGCCGACGGAGCAUGCAAGGAUUGUCGUGUGGCCAGCAGCCGUGCCCGGCAGCCUUUGUCUCUCCCGUGCUGAUGUUGAAGCACCGCAACAGUCCACAACGACACCAACGCGACCAGCAUCGUCGUGGUCGCCAUCAUCGUCGUCGUUGUCUAGGCAGCGGCUGGAUUGGAAGUGAUUUCCCACAACUCCCAUUAGGAUGGCUUGGCUAGGGAAGAGGUGCAAGGCCUGCACAACAUCAAGUUGUUUUCAUUUUCUUUUCCACGGCCGACCUCUCGACCCCUUACGUCUUCUUCCCUUCCGUUUGGCCCCAACUCGACGGGUGAAGCUUUGGGGUUGUUUGUCGUCUCUCCGAGUUCACGCGAACAUCCCGUGGAGGUUUGUUUGGUCUUCUUGCCCGUUCUUGCUCCUUACCCUCCCCUCUGCUGUCCCCUCCUCUCUGCUCCCACGACGACGACGACGAAUUCUUUCAAAAUAAACAGCGGCCGUGGCUGCCUGGCUGGCGCAACGCGCGAAUCUGACUCGUUCCAAAAGCUGAAAAUAAUAAUAAUGACCAUGAUGAUGCAUAACGAGCACAUUAAAGUCAGAAUUUCCUCGAAACCGUCGAUAAUUAUGAUUACUAUGAAAUGGCUUUUUAGGUCCCGUAGGAGGAUAAACAGUGCCCUUGGAGAUGUCAACACCCACAGGCAGCUGAGCUUUCAGAGGUGCUGGGCGGAGCAGGGCUGCUGCUGCUGCUGCCCAGCGUGUGUUGUUGUUGUUGUUGAAUCUGCGUUCACCACACGUGUGCGGCUAAAGCGAAACACCGUCGCGUUUAUUAGCGCUGUGACUGCGACGCUUUUUAGAUUCAUCUUCUUGGUUCUUUCGGUAAAGUCACGUAGAAUGGAAAUAAUAAAAUAAUAAAAAGAAAACAAUAAAAUAAUUCUCACGACGUUUCGGCCACAACGCAAGUAGCCGUCCUCAGGUGGAGAACAGGUCUGUCGAGGAGACAGUCAUUCAGAAUUAUGUUAUUAUGUUUUUAUUUUUAUUAUUUUAUUAUUUCCAUUCUACGUGACUUUACCGAAAGAACCAAGAAGAUGAAUCCCUGAAGUCACGAAAGCUUUAAAUCGAGCCUUUCAGAUUGUCAUGUUUUCUUCUUCGUGCAUCAGGAGCUACAAUAGGGGGGGGCAGGAGCGGGGGGGCUGCAUCCACUGUGGGUAAGCGAAACCCCCUAAAAGAUCACAAAUGUGUGCGCUAAGCCAGGGUUCUUCAUCGCAAGGGCCGCGGGUGACUGUCGGCCCCUGGUGGCCUUUCGUGCGGCCCGCGACAAUACACACAAUGAACAAUACACACAAUGAACAAUACACACAAUGAACAAUACACACAAUGAACAAUACACACAAUGAACAAUACACACAAUGAACAAUACACACAAUGAACAAUACACACAAUGAACAAUACACACAAUGACGCAAGGAGUGAAAACACUCCCCCUAAAUAAUAAUCGUCGCGCUGUCAAAACCCCCCACUGGUUUGAAAUGUGUGGCGGCCCUCACACUGACGAUGUCUCAUCGGCGUAAAGUGCCCUCCUCCCCCAUGCCUCUGCAAACGAAGUGUAAGCACCGGGCGCGAGGCGGACACCCGCCGUGACGUUUGGACAAACCCGCCGUGACGUUUGGACAAACCCGCCGUGACGUUUGGACAAACCCGCCGUGACGCUCUGGCGCCUCGUGCGCUCCUGGCUGCGGCACGGGGACGCGAAUGGCGGCGGUCGCGCCGAGACUUUAAUGCGAUUCUAAAAACGAAUAGACACAAAAAAAACCCUCGGAGGUCAACGGCCGCCGGUAACGGCGGUGUGAUGCGUGGCCUCACAAGGAGGAACGUUCUAAAGGGCAACUGUUUGUAGGACGAUGGGCCCUUUCGUUUGUGCGCGCUAUGAAGAAGGGCCAUGGCCCGAAACGUCACCUAUUUUUAUAUAUAUAUUUUUUUCCUUUCAAGGCCAACGAGCGGCUCUAUCCACGGACGCGUGGGGUUGUUUUGGUUUUUGUCGUUUGCGCGCCACGUGGGCGGCCGUCAAUUGAAUUCUCUCCCACCAGGGAGUGUUCGUAGUCCUACCCCCCCCUACCACCCCCCACCACCACCCCCCUACCACCCCCACCACCACCCCCCUACCACCCCCCCACUUAUUUGUGGCCCCGGAGCAACCGAUAUUUGCUCUGGUUUAGGGGGUACAAAAAAAAGAAAUUGGCUACAUUUGGUGAGGACGAAAGUUAGGCCCAAAACAACACGGAGAGUGAAACAACACGGGGAGCGUGCCACCGACGGACCCCGCCCCCCGCCGUUGGUGAAAGUGUCACCGCUCAAGGCUUUCUCCGUUUGCGCGAUGGAAGAGUCAGAAUUUGUUUAAAGCAAAACGUGAAAAAAGGGCUGUACAGAUAUUUUGUAGAGUGAGCCACAAUGUUCCCGAACAUUGAUGUUGGGGAACUAAUCUUGAUUCAACGCGAGUGAACAUUCGGGAGAUGACACACACACGGGGGGGAGGGGGUGACGCUGUGGGCAGUGCAGGACCUCCCAUUGUUGCACUGCACUCCUAUAUUCCCACGGUCCCUGUUCCCUGCCUACACCGACCUCCACUGACGAGCGAGGUGAAGUAUGGUCAAAUAACCCCCCCCCCGACCCGCCCGGUGUGGGUGGGGCCCAUCCCAAGCGGCGCAUGUCAGUGCUGUACGCGUGCACGCAUGUCAGCCGGUCAAGGCGCAGCCCUGCAAGUGCUCUCUCUCGCCACUGCUGGCGGAUGGGCCUCCCAUGCGCGCGAGCUCCAGAGGGUACUCGGCCUCUACUCUUCUGCGCUGACCACGCGUGCUGGGAGAGGGGGGGGGAGUCAUCCAGCAGUGGAUUGACUAAAGGGGCGCUCCCAUAGAAGCAGUGGUUACACUCAGCCGCGCUCUGCCUUGCCACGGAAACCUCUUCCCCCCCUCCCUCUCCCCCUCCCCUCCUUGUCCCGAUUCGUUCCGGAGUUUUUUUUUUAUAUUUCUGCUCGUUAAGCCCGGCUUGC
Molecule: messenger RNA, 7056 nt
Organism: Lethenteron reissneri (Far Eastern brook lamprey)
Lineage: Eukaryota; Metazoa; Chordata; Hyperoartia; Petromyzontiformes; Petromyzontidae
Gene: MMP2
Product: matrix metallopeptidase 2
Biological process (GO): extracellular matrix organization; proteolysis; collagen catabolic process
Cellular component (GO): extracellular matrix
Molecular function (GO): metalloendopeptidase activity; zinc ion binding
Source: RefSeq, a predicted model, not a curated record